Tribolium castaneum (red flour beetle) is the source of this 490-nucleotide messenger RNA. RefSeq lists its product as uncharacterized. Bases 50 to 331 code for a protein of 93 amino acids. The record is from RefSeq and is a predicted model, not a curated record. Lineage: Eukaryota; Metazoa; Arthropoda; Insecta; Coleoptera; Tenebrionidae. The transcript is spliced from 2 exons.
AAUCUAUCUUUCAUCGUACAUUGUGCUCGAGUGAAAGUCGGAUUUUGCGAUGAAACUUGUGGUUUUUUUGGCUCUGGGGGCCGUUUGUGCCGCCAUGCCCCAAAAGGAGGGUGGGGCUUACACCAACGAAGCCAUCAAGCAGGCACAGAACACGUUCCUGAUCCCCAAAGACGCCCAAAUCCAGAAAGUGCAAGAAGGGAUCGAAAUCGGGGCCUAUGAGGGAAUCCCCGGAAACCAGCGAAUCAACUUAUUCGAAAUUUUGGGCGACCAGUUCCCCACCGAAGUCGUCAACAACUUGCAGCAACAAAUCGAUCAAGUUGGGCGAAAUUAAUUUUUUUCCCUUCUAGUCUCUCCCUAUUUUUCUUUUCACUUUUCUAUCUUUCGUGCACCCCUCAAAAAAUAAAAACUGAUAUUCUUCCACGUAAAGUGCCAAUUCUGUGUUAGGUACGUCGAUUUGUAUAUAUUUUUUUAAUAAAAUUUUUUUUUGUAA